Vicia faba (fava bean) is the source of this 2442-nucleotide messenger RNA. Lineage: Eukaryota; Viridiplantae; Streptophyta; Magnoliopsida; Fabales; Fabaceae. The record is from the annotation of a GenBank genome assembly.
AUGGAAGCUCAAAUGACUGAUUCGGACUGGGAGUCUUCCAGCGAGAGCAGUAGCAGUGAUGAUCAAGAGGAUAUUGAUUUUCUAUAUGGGGGCCAAGCUCAGAGCAUAUUGUCUAGUUUAGAGGAAAGCAUCGGGAAGAUCGAUGAUUUUCUCUCAUUUGAGAGGACAUUUGCUUAUGGAGAUGUCGUCCGUUCCUUGUCAGACACAACUGGACAGAUGGGGAGGGUUGUUGGUGUGGAUGUGGCCGUGGAUUUGGAAAACGUUCAAGGAAGUAUAUUAAAAAACGUGAACUCCAAGAAACUUUUGAAGAUUCGUUCCAUUUCAGAAGGUGAUUAUGUGAUUAAAGGGCCGUGGCUUGGUCAGGUUCAAAGGGUAGUGGACAGAUUAACUGUGUUGUUUGACGAUGGGACAAAAUACGAUAUCACGACCUUGGAAAAAGAUAAGAUUUUACCACAAACUCCUAAUUUUCUUGAAGAUUCGCAGUAUCCGUACUAUCCAGGGCAGAGAGUGAAAGUUAAGUCCUCAACCGGUUCUAAAUCGGCCAGAUGGCUAUGUGACAACUGGAGAGAUAAUCAUGACGAAGGAACUGUUUGUUCCGUGGAAGCAGCUGCAGACCAAAAGGAACAAAUUGAAAAGAUGAUUCGAGAUUCACCGGAUGGUUAUCUUCCUAAUACGUAUGUUACUUUGGGUUCAGAUCCGCAGAACUUAAUCCCUGUGAAUGUCAUAAACACUCAUGAGUUUUGGCCUCAUCAGUUUGUGAUGGAAAAAGGUACUUCUGAAGAUGAUGAUGAUGAUGAUGAUAAGGAUAGCAAUCAAAGAUGGGGCGUUGUUCUAUCAGUCGAUGCAGAAGAGCAUACUGUAAACGUACAAUGGAGAACAGUUCUGACAUCCGAGCCAGAUGAUUUGGCUGGAGAACCAACGUUGGAAACUGUGAGUGCAUACGAACUUGUUGAACACCCGGAUUUUUCCUGUUGUUUUGGUGAUAUUGUGUUCAAGACGGCUCAAAAGCAGGUUGGUUACAGAGCUGAGAAAAAUAAUGCAAAUUCAAUGAGUGACUUGAAUGUGGAAGUUCCUCUCAUAAAACUGAAUCAAAUCAACUACCACAAUAAGUCCAAAGAUAACUGUCACCUGUCCUGUAUCGGCAAUGUUUCUGGAUUCAAAGAUGGUCACGUCGAGGUGAAAUGGGCUACUGGUUUAACAACUAAGGUUGCACCAUAUGAAAUUUUUCGUAUUGAUAAGCACGAAAGUUCAACUGCAACUCCUGUUUCUUAUGAAACAAAUGUUGCCGACUUGACUCAAGAUAAAUGUGAUAAGCAUCCAGGAGAGAGUAGUUCCUUUUCCCUUCCUCAAGCUGCCUUUGAACUUUUCUCAAACAUUAAAGCCGGUGUAUUUCAAAAACUUGGCUUGACAUCAUUUUAUGGAGCUGUUUCCACAGUCCCUACAUUUGAAGAGGGAAAUGCGUCCGAUUUUCUCGGCAAGAAAGAUUUGGAAACUUGUAGCCUCGACACUAAUUCACAUCCCGUGAGUUCGUUGCAGUCUGCUGAAGUCGUCUCGACUUCGAUUCAUGAGACGAGGGAUGUUCCAGUUUCUUUAAACAACAACUGUUCAGAUCAGUUGAAACAGUUCGACAUAAUUGAUACUUGCUCAGACCACCACUUCUUCAACGAGGGAAAAGGGUUGCCAUUAUCUCAGGUUAAGAAAGAUUGGGUGAAAAAGGUGCAGCAAGAAUGGAGCAUCCUGGAGAAAAAUGUUCCUGAAACUAUUUAUGUCCGUGUUUUUGAAGAAAGAAUGGAUCUCAUGCGAGCAGUCAUUGUUGGUGCGUCAGGGACACCUUAUCACGACGGCUUGUUUUUCUUCGAUGUAUGUUUCCCUCCCGAGUAUCCUAGUGAACCACCGAUUGUGCACUACAUUUCUGGCGGGUUACGAAUAAAUCCUAAUUUGUACGAGUCAGGGAAAGUGUGUUUAAGUCUCCUAAACACGUGGAGUGGUACCGCGGCCGAAGUGUGGAACCCCGGAUCUUCCACGGUUCUUCAAGUCCUUCUCUCUCUGCAAGCUCUUGUCCUUAACGAGAAGCCUUAUUUCAACGAGGCUGGAUACGACCAACAAAUCGGCAGAGCUGAAGGAGAGAAAAACUCAGUGAGUUACAACGAGAAUGCUUUCCUCCUCACCUCCAAAUCCAUGCUGUAUCUAUUAAGAAACCCGCCAAAGCAUUUCGAGGCAUUGGUGGAAGAACACUUUCGACAACGCGCCAAACAUAUACUUAAUGCUUGUAAGGCAUAUCUUGAAGGAGCUUCUAUUGCAGGUGAAAAAAGUGAGCAUGAAAACCAGAAGGGAACUUCUGCAGGAUUUAAGAUUAUGCUUGCUAAACUCUUUCCUAAGCUUGUAGAAGCAUUUUCUGGUAAGGGAAUUGAUUGCUCUCAGUUUGUUGACAUGCACAAGUAA